This is a messenger RNA of Nothoprocta perdicaria, 1846 nucleotides long. RefSeq names its product ankyrin repeat domain 16 (gene ANKRD16). Gene Ontology annotation, molecular function: protein binding. The record is from RefSeq and is a predicted model, not a curated record. NCBI's taxonomy places the organism in Eukaryota, Metazoa, Chordata, Aves, Tinamiformes, Tinamidae. The transcript is spliced from 7 exons. Bases 1 to 1080 code for a protein of 359 amino acids.
AUGUGCGCGGCGGCCGACGCCAAGUGGCUGCUGCGGCUGGUGCGGACGGGCCGGCUGGAGGAGCUGCGGGCGGCGCUGGGGCCCGAGGAGGCAGCGCUGGAGGCGGCGCGCGGGGCCGCCCUGGCCCAUCACGCCGCCCGCCAUGGGCGCCUCGAGGUGCUGGCCUUCCUGGUGGGCGUCCUGGGCCUGGAGGGCGCCGACGGCGACUACAAGCGGCCCCUGCACGAGGCGGCGGCCGCCGGCCGCGCCGCCUGCGCCCGCUACCUGCUGCGCCGCGGCGCCGCCGUCGACUGCCUCAAGAAGGGCGACUGGACUCCCCUGAUGAUGGCUUGCACCAAGACCAACCUGGAGGUGAUCGAGCUGCUCGUGGAGCACGGGGCGAACCCUCUGCUGAGGAACAAGGAUGGCUGGAACUGCUUCCACAUUGCGAGCCGCGAGGGCCACCUGCCCGUCCUCCAGUACCUGCUCGACGUGUCCCCAACCUGCUGGGACACUCAGAGCAACAUCAAGAGGACACCCCUGCACACGGCAGCCAUGCACGGCCACUUCGACGUGGUGGAGCUGCUCCUGGCACGGUGCCACUACAAACCUGACAGCAGGGACAACUGCGGAGUCACUCCCUUUAUGGAUGCCAUCCAGAACGGGCACGUGGACAUCGCCCGGCUCCUCCUGGAAAAGCACCAGGCCUGCCCGUCGGCCGCGGACGCGCUGGGCGCUCAGGCUCUGCACCUGGCGGCCGUCACGGCCCAGGACGGCGCCAUCCGCUUCCUCGUGUCCGAGCUGGGCACCGACGUGGACGCGAGAGCGACGGCCCUGCGCCUCACAGCACUGCACUACGCCGCCAAGGAAGGACACACUCACACCAUCGAGACGCUGCUGUCCCUCGGUGCCGACGUCCACGCCAAGGACGGGAAGGGCCGCUCGGGGCUGCACAUGGCAUGCGCGGGGCAGCACGCGGCCUGCGCGCGGCUGCUGCUCGGCGCCGGCCUGCGCGACGUGCCGGACAGCGCGGGCGGCCUCGCGCGCCGCCUCGCACGGGAUCCCCGCGUCCUCCGGCUCUUCCAAGACGCCGACGCCUGAAACUGGCCCAGGAAGAACAUUUGGAGCACAGGGAUGUUCCUCGGCCCUGGCGACUCUCCGGAUUUAGGCGGCCACCUGCGUAAGAGUGGGAUUUUUAGCCGAGGAUUGAGCGCGGAGCUCCAGCUUGCCACGUGGGAAGUGUGGCCAGGAGAAAGCGCUGCCCUAAAUAGGAUUAUCUCGAUGAGAUAACGGGCGUAAUGCACCCGGGCUUUGGCACCGCUGCCCAACCCCGUCCUUGCAAAUUCAUGGCUGCUCUUCCUUCAUGACCAUAUCCCAGGGCUGAUUUACAUCUCCUCAUCUCCGCUUGUGCCAGCACAUCCCAAUGUUGGAAUCCGUACCUCCUCAUGGAAAACCCCGUGAGGAACGUGCUCCGGGUUGAUGACCUCGGGGGACCUGUGUGCCUUGAAGCCCGUGGAGCCUGGCUCUUCACAGGAUGUUUCACAACAUCCUGCAGGAAAAGAUAAACCCGGAGCACUGAUUUCUAAAGCUUUCUCUGGACCCACAAAACUGUUAAACUGCUUUAAGCGACCUCCUCUUUCAGCAGCAUCCUGGAAGAAGCCAAGGAGCUUCAAUGAUCUCCUGGUGACUUCAAGCACCUGGUGACCUCAAGCAACUUGGAGCUGCCUCAGGGUAAGCGAGAUGCUUCCAUGCCACGAUUCAUCACAAAGAUCCCGAGCCGAAGAGACUCCAGAGUGUCCGCCAUGUCCCUGAAAACCAGAGCACCAGGGGCAAUUUCCAGGACUGUGUGUUUCCCUCGGACUCUGCU